Paraphaeosphaeria sporulosa is the source of this 2037-nucleotide messenger RNA. RefSeq names its product MFS general substrate transporter. Gene Ontology annotation, biological process: basic amino acid transport; transmembrane transport. NCBI's taxonomy places the organism in Eukaryota, Fungi, Ascomycota, Dothideomycetes, Pleosporales, Didymosphaeriaceae. Gene Ontology annotation, cellular component: fungal-type vacuole membrane. The transcript has 3 exons. The record is from RefSeq and is a predicted model, not a curated record. Bases 147 to 1745 code for a protein of 532 amino acids. Gene Ontology annotation, molecular function: basic amino acid transmembrane transporter activity.
GCGGCAUGAAGCGCUCGACUAAAACCACACGUCAGCGUGCAGGCCCGGUAGCGCUUGCCUCAGAACCCGUGGGAUGUCGCAAUAUCCUAGCCGAGAAAGGACGGACAAAAUUCUCCCACUGCGGCUCGCCAUGAUGCUGCAAAACCAUGUCGCCGCGUAACGCUGAAGAGGCUAGCCAGGAACCCGAUGAGAACACGCCUCUCUUGCUAAGGCCGCCGGAGGAAGAAAAUUGGAAGCCGCCGCGAGGGUUCUUCUGGGUCGAAUUAGCGAUUUUUGCAAAUGUCUUCCUGUAUGGCUUCGACAGUACCAUCACGGCGGCAACAUAUGCUGUCAUCAGCUCGGAAUUUGACGCCGCGAAUACAUCAUCGUGGCUAACAACAUCGUAUCUCAUUACCAGCACGGCGUUUCAGCCACUCUAUGGCCGGUUCAGCGACAUUUUUGGGCGGCGCGUCUGCUUCUUUGUGUCGACUAUCACGUUUGCAGCUGGAUGUCUGGGUUGCGGUCUUGCGAACAGUAUGCUUGUCACGAACCUGAUGCGUGCAUUGACGGGGUUCGGAGGUGGAGGAUUGAUGACGAUGGCGACUAUUGUAAAUUCGGACAUGAUUCCUUUCCGAAAGCGUGGCAUGUAUCAAGCGCUGCAGAACGGAAUCUUUGGAUUCGGGUCGAUAUGCGGUGCUUCAUUCGGAGGUUCCAUCGCAGACUCUAUUGGCUGGCGCUGGUGCUUCCUCGUCCAAGUGCCCAUCUCCAUCAUCGCGCUUGUCCUUGGCUGGAUCGUUGUCAAGAACCCCAUUGAGCUUCAUCCCAGCUGGAAGGAGAUGCGAGAAAAAGUCGACUUCUUUGGGGCUCUGCUGCUGGUGACAGGUAUUUCGGUACAGCUCUUAGGCCUAAGUCUAGGUGGCAACGAACUACCGUGGAGCAAUGCAUGGGUCAUCAGUUCACUGGUUGGCAGUUUUGUGUUACUCGGGGGGUUCAUCUGGGUCGAGUCUCGGACCACUGCGAUUCCCGUCAUUCCUCUGCGUCAAUUACGCGGAAGGAAUCCUAUCGCAAUCCAGACCGCUAACAUCUGCGCUGGAACAGCUGCGUAUGCGUAUCUUUUCAUGCUGCCCCUUUUCUUCCAGGUCGUCCUUCUGGACACUGCCACCAAAGCUGGCGCACGGCUUGCGAUACCCUCGCUUGCUACCCCUGUAGGUGGCCUCAUUGCAGGCAUUGUCAUGUCGCGCUGGGGGAGAUUGAUCCCUUUGGUACGAGUAGGAGCUCUUCUCUUGGCUGUAGGUAACGCCAUGGUGACAUCGUUUUCGUUCCAAGACACGACGUGGAAGUACAUGGUGUUUAUCUUCCCAGCCAAUUUGGGCCAAGGGAUCAUCUACCCAGCCACUCUCUUCACAACACUGGCCUCGUUCGAUCAUUCAGAUCACGCCGUGUCUGCAUCUACUGUCUAUUUGAUCAGAUCCUUAGGGACCGUGUGGGGUGUAGCCAUCAGUGCUGCAAUCGUUCAAAACACUCUGAAUAGGAGGCUCCCAGGUGCUCUGGAAGGAAUCCCGAACAAGCAAGACAUCAUAGACAGUAUCCGACAUUCAGUCAUUGCGCUGCGCAGCCUACCUCCCGACAUACAGUUGAAGGCGCGAUUGAUAUACUAUGACGGUAUCAGAUACUCAUUUGCGGCAUCUACCGGAAUUGCGACUGUGGCUAUUGUAGCCAGCCUAUUCGCGUACAAUGCAGGAUUACGAGAUACCGCCAGCCACUAGGAGAAAGAGAAAUCAUGUUCCUAGAUCCAAUAAGCAGACGCGAGAAGUUCCUGGUUGGGAAGUAAGACCAAUGGGUUGAUCCUACAGUAAACGUGGAAAUAAUGACUUGUGUCUAGCACAGAUCGUGCAUGAACAAUAUCAUUCUCUGUGUUGUGACAAGCCUGGUUCGAGAUUGGACACCCCUGGUAGAUAUCGGUGUGCCCAGGUUUGGCAACUUGUAAUAAUAGCUUGAAAAUUAUGAAGACACAAUUGCAUUUUCACCGCGCGCGUCGUGUCCGCGCGUCAUCUCCAA